CUUCCUGCUGCAGCUGUGCUCCAGAGAAGAGACUGGAUGUACCAGAAAUCCCAAGGACUUGGUGCAGGAAGCUGGUGAGCUGAAGCUGGCUGAUCGUUAUACACAGACACACAGGCGGCUCUGGCAGGUCCUGUAUUGGCAUUCAGGUUUCCUCCAGCUCCAGCGAUGGAUCAGUGCUGGUACCACGGCAACAUCACUCGCUCCAGAGCUGAAGACCUGCUCUCCAAAGUAGGCAAGGACGGCAGCUUCCUUGUGCGGGCCAGUGAGUCAAUUGCUUCAGCAUAUGCACUCUGCGUGCUGUACCGAAAUUGUGUUUAUACCUAUCGAAUUCUGCCUGAUAAAGAAAAUAAGCUAAUUGUCCAGGCAUCAGAGGGCGUCCCUGUGAAGUACUUUCAGAACCUGGAGGAACUGAUAGAGUAUUACAAGAAGGAGAACAUGGGUUUGGUAUGGCACCUCAAAUAUCCAGUGCCACGGGAAGAGGAGGAGGCUGCUGAUGAACUGGAGGAGGACACUGACCUGGUACCCACACCUCCUGUCCUGCCCCCACGCAACAUCCUCAUGGCACUGCCAAGCAGUGAGACAAAAGAGGUCUCUCCUCUCCCUGAAAACUCCCGGGUGGCAGAUGUGAAUAAACUGUCCCUUUCUGAGACACUGCUCCAGCGACUGCAGUACCAGGACACAAGCAGUGUCUCUGAUGAGCAUCUUAAACUCAUCCAGGAUUACCUGCGAGUUCACAUCAUCAGUGACUUUGAGAUCGUGCAGACUGGCUCAAGCAAUCUUCCUCAACUGAAGAAAUUACUAACAGCUCUUUGCAAAGGACUCUUCAGUGAGGCCUCGAGGACUCUCCCAUCUCUGGAGUCCAUCCAGAAGGUGUUUGAGCAGCAGCUGCAUCCUGUUACCCACCAGCGCUCCCAGAUGCUUGGUGAAACAAGUCCAGCCAAUAUUGUAUUGAAACUCAACCAGCUGAUUUCUUUGCUGUCUUCUAUUGAAGAAAAGGUGAAAACACUGUUAAUUGAAGGUCCUGAUUCAACACACCGGCGCUCCCUUAUCCCCCCUGUCACUUUUGAGGUGAAAACUGACUCCCUAGGAAUUUUCUCAAAAAUACAACUCAAAGUGGAUGUGGAAAUGGGAAAACUGAUUAUCAAGAGAUCUAAGGAUGGUCCAGAGGACAAGUUUUAUACCCACAAGAAAAUCUUGCAGCUCAUCAAGUCCCAGAAGCUUCCAAACAAGCUGGUGAUAGUUCUGGAAACAGAAAAAGAAAAAACACAGCGGAAGGAAUAUGUUUUUUCUGAUUCCAAGAAGAGAGAAGGGUUCUGCCAGCUUCUGCAGCAGAUGAAGAAUAAACACUCGGAGCAACCAGAGCCUGAUAUGAUCACCAUCUUCAUUGGCACCUGGAAUAUGGGUGCAGCCCCACCCCCAAAGAAGAUCACCUCCUGGUUCCUCUCCAAGGGGCAGGGGAAGACCCGUGAUGACACUGCUGACUACAUCCCUCAUGACAUCUAUGUGAUUGGCACCCAGGAGGACCCCCAGGGGGAGAAGGAAUGGCUGGAGACCCUAAGGCAAUCUCUGCAGGAAAUCACCAGUAUCAGCUUCAAAGUGAUAGCCAUCCAUACCCUCUGGAAUAUCAGGAUUGUUGUCCUGGCCAAGCCAGAACAUGAGAACCGCAUCAGCCACAUCUGCACAGCCAAUGUGAAGACAGGCAUUGCCAACACGCUGGGUAAUAAAGGAGCAGUGGGGGUGUCAUUCAUGUUUAAUGGAACCUCCUUUGGGUUUGUUAACAGCCAUUUGACUUCAGGAAGUGAAAAGAAGCACAGACGCAACCAGAACUACAUGAACAUCCUGCGCUUCCUGACACUGGGAGAUAAGAAACUGAGUCCAUUUAACAUCACUCAUCGCUUUACUCAUCUUUUCUGGCUGGGAGACUUGAACUACCGUGUGGAACAGCCCCCAACGGAAGCAGAGAAUAUUAUCCAGAAGAUCAGGCAGCAGCAGUAUCCGGAGCUGCUGGCUUUCGACCAGCUUCUCCUUGAGAGAAGAGACCAAAAGGUGUUCCUGCAGUUCGAGGAAGAGGAGAUUACUUUUGCUCCAACCUACCGCUUUGAGAGAGGCACCCGGGAGAAGUAUGCAUAUACCAAGCAAAAAGCUACAGGGAUGAAGUACAAUUUGCCAUCCUGGUGUGAUCGAGUGCUCUGGAAAUCCUACCCCAUGGUGCACGUUGUGUGUCAGUCCUAUGGCUGUACCACUGACAUCAUGACAAGUGACCACAGUCCUGUGUUUGCCACCUUUGAAGUAGGAGUCACCUCACAGUUUGUUUCCAAGAAUGACUCCAAAUACACAGAUUCCCAAGGGGAGAUAGAGUUCCUACAUUGCUACGCUACUCUGAAGACCAAGUCCCAGACCAAGUUCUACAUUGAGUUUCAUUCUAGCUGCUUAGAAAGCUUUGUAAAGAGCCAGGAAGGAGAAAAUGAGGAUGGAAAUGAAGGGGAGCUUGUGGUAAAGUUCAUUGAGGCACUUCCAAAGCUGACUCCAAUUAUUUCAGACCCGGAAUACCUACUGGAUCAACAUAUCCUGAUCAGCAUUAAGUCAUCAGACAGUGAUGAAUCUUACGGGGAAGGCUGCAUUGCCUUGCGAAUAGAAGCAACAGAAUCCUUAGCUCCCAUCCAUACUGUGCUGACACACCAUGGGGAGAAAACAGGGAUCUUCCAAGGAGAAAUCAAGUUACAAACAUCACAAGGAAAACAGAGAGAGAAACUGUAUGAUUUUGUCAAGAUUGAACGCGAUGAAAUCACUGGGCAGAAACCAAAGAACAUCAGCAAUUUAGAGCCUAACAAAGACUGGGAUCAGACUGACAGAAAGUCAAAAUCUACUCAUCUAAUGGCCAGAGAGGCAGCAGCCAUCGCUCGCUACUGGGGGAGUGCUGUCCCUUCUCCAGACAGCCUGGGAAAGGAGGAUAUCUUACGCUCCACCCCCACAGACAUCAGCAACCCCAACUACCUGGGCAUGGCUGCCUUCUCUCAGCAGCCCUCUGCAACCUGCCAGCUUAAGCAGACACCUUCAUCAGAGCAGACACCUUCCCUCUGGAACUAUGAGCAGCAGUCCAAGGAGAACACCUCCCUAAUGGGGCAGAGUCAGUCAUCCUCCACAUCACCCUCUUUGUCACCUCUAUCUCCAAAACCAUCCCUCCAAGCUACAGCAAACAGAAGCAUUUGUAGUUGGAGUCAAGAGUACCAGCCACCUGACAUGGGGAAAUCCACAGCAGAGCCUGUGCCACAGGAGGAGGGGCAGCAAAGGCCAGAGAUGUUUGAGAACCCACUGUACGGCUCCAUGAGCUCCAAGGGCAAGGUGGCCCCCAAGAAAGAGCAGGAAUAUCCCAAGGCCUUGCGGAAAGAGCAGCCAUCACUGCCUGAGCAGAGCUGUCAUCUCACAAAGCCACAGGAGCCUGAGUGCAGCAAAACCUCUGGCAAACAGCCAUCGCCACCUUUCCUGGUGCCCACACAGCGAUUCCGGUCCUACACCUCCCCUUUCCAAUUGGAAGAAAAGAAUACAGCGGAAAAGAGCCAAGGCAAACCAAAGAUGACAACACCAUUGGAAAACUCGGCACCUCUCAAAAAAAUCGUGAAACCAUCAAGGGCUGAAGUCAGCCUGAGCAUCCAGGGACAGCAGAACAAGCCACCCCUUCCCUCCAAGAGCCGGGCGGUGCUGGACAUGCAGAACUCCAAGGGCCGUGACUAUCGGGACAGUUCAGAGCUGCCGCACUCCGGGAAGCACCGCAUGGAGGAGGGCCCGGUCAGCAGGACAACUGCACCAUGAACACAACACAGCAGCUGGUGGAACCCUAGGAGGAAUCCUGAUGGGAAGAACAAUGGAGACUACUGCUUUGUUCACACUGAUGUCCUCUAGUUUGGUUCUAAAAAAGACUGAGGAAUUUUAUUUUUGAGGGUGUAGCCCUCCCUGUCAUUAUGGAAAUGUUCUAGCUGAGAAGUUUAUCCUAUGUUGCUCAGACCAAGAGGGGCCAGGACCACAAUACCAAAUGCAAGUUAUUCUUUUGAGUGUCACUUUGGUACUUCCAUUAAGAGGCAGGUGGCCAAAUACAUGCAUUAGUAAAUGUUUUGGAAAAGAGGACAGUACGGUACAAGGACUAGGAGAUGGAAGGGGUGCACUGAAAGAACCCCCUUCCUACAGAAGAAAGAUUUCUAUUUUGUGUUACAGGAUUCCUGUUAAAGAGUGAUAUGUAAAAGUAAGCAUCUUAAAAGUGGUACAGCUCCAAAAGCACAUCAUAUCCUUGGAGCAAGGAGGUCAGGGAGGGUGGGGAGAGAGUCUGAAUAGCAGAUACUGAUGCAGGUCACAUGCUCUCAGUAGAGCAAGCCUUGCCUGGAGCUCUGGGCUGCAUCUGUGCACCACCCAGGGGACACAGCAAGUGAGGGCCGGCCCGUGGCACCGGGGCUUCUUUUCCUUCAAGCAGGCCCUGGUUUGAUACCCCAACAAACAGAGGGAAACACCAGAACCACAGGCAGAAAGAGGGGAAGAGAAAGGGUCCAUGGCUGCCUAGAGGGGCAGACAGCAGCACCCCAGCCUGCCUGGAAGCAAGCACUUUGCUUUAGAGGACACUGGCCAGCUGGUUCUGGAGCAUUAUUAACAGAUUAAUGCUGACCUUACUGUACACUUUUGUUCAUUGACUGAGAAUGAAUAAUGUUAACAUACUUGUCAUUUCUGUUAUAUUCGUGUUAAAUAUUAAUGCUGUGGUUACUAUUAGGCUAAGCCUGUUGUGUCUUAAUCACUGCUAUUGUUUCCAUGUUGAUUACUUAAAAAAUAAUAAAAUAGUCACUUUUCUGGUCAUUCUUUAUUGAAAAUUCAGAACUGCCGGUCACAUGAUUCAGCUUUAGAUGGGUGUUACACCAGCUUGCUCAGUGGCAGUAGUCCCUGCCCAGAGAAAACACCAAAGGCACCAAGGAGAGCAGGGAAGACAUGACAAGGAUGACUGAGAAUGCAUCUGUCUGUCUGCACAGAUCUUUCGUGGAUAUAGCUGGUUUGAAAACUACAGGACCUUUUAGCAGGUACAGUUACUAAUUGUGUGAGUGUAGAAAAGGUACAGUAAUUUUACUGGAGGAGAAGAGGCCUAGCAAAGGCUUGUGAGAAUGGGUGGAAGAGGACAACCUGUAGGUAGAAACCUUUCAAGAGGAGAUGAUUUUGUGCCAUGCAGGUUGGAGUUUUGAGGCAUCAUUAUGGAAGCACCUGGCUCUCCAACCUACAAAUCAGCAAGAGAAACCAUAAGCUUACAUUCCUUUUGCUUUAUUCACCAGAACCCUCUCUGUGUAAUCACCAUAGUUCAGUAGCUGUGGUAUUUCCCUGGCCCUGGGAAGCAUUUCACUUUUCCAGGUUGCAGAAGAACUUGUGUGGCCACCAAGUAAAACCUCCCUGGAGCAGGUGAGCUUUCUGUCCAAUACAGAGAGUUAGAUCAGUUCCCAGUAAUUCUGGGCUGUGUUCUUCUAUGUGUGGAGAGGGGAGUAGAGUAAGCUUUCUAUAAAAAUUAUUAACUUCUUAACAAUGAGACAAGCUCAGAUUUUUUUGGUUUUAUCCCUGACUCCCUAAACUGUAAAAAAUAAAGUAUAUUCCCCAAAGUUUAGAAACUAAAAGCUGGAUAUAAAACAAAUAUAGCUUUCUGUGUAAACAUUAUCCUAAUUAGGAAUGCUGCUUAAAUUGUGCACAGAUUUGCAGAUGAACAGAGUUAGAGAACAUUGGAUUUGCUAAGGCAUAAAAAUCUAUCCAGGUAUUUAAUUUGGCCUGCCCUUUAGAAAGGCGUAUUGCUGGGGGAGAAAAGCAGCUCUCUUCCAAGUUUCCAGCAGAAAAAAACCUACAUUCCUAUUCCUAUGCUAAAAAUGGACUGCCUACCCACUUGGGGUUCCAAAGAUAGUCUGAUGGAAUGGCGGCAAAUGCCACCGGGCUUUGUGCAAGUGGACAGUAUUCUAAAGAAGGCUCUGUAAAAAGCUUUCUGAAGCCUCUCUGGAUGAGAGUCUGCUCAGGUGAACAGCUUAGACAUGGAGUGGAGAAGUGGGACAAGUGGUGAGACACUACACAGUACUUGUCUCUGUGGCCAGACUGGCUGUGCCUUGUGAUGGUAGAAAUGGUAACAACAGCUGUGGGAGCUUGGAAGAUAAGAAUAUCAGAAAACUGAAUUUAACAGAUAAGUCUGGUGCUUCUGUUUGUUUUAUUUAAUUUUUAAUUUGUCACAAAGCCUCUAAGAUGAUACCUAUUGGUUUUACUGCCUUGAACCACAUGAAAGCAGAACUGAACACAGCUGCUACUUUCUCUGACAUCCCUGAGUCUGAGACCUUCUUGCCAAACUAGGCACAUUUCUCUCCCCCCUCUGCUGUUGUCCAGUUAAGUUGGUACAGGCAGUAUGAGCAAAAAACAUGAACUGAAGGAUAAGAGUUGUCCAGAAAUGUACUGAUUUCCCCCAGAUGUAUUAUCUAUCCAUAACCUUCUGGCAUCCUUCAGUUUAAGUUCUUAAAAUAGCUGGAGUCUUUUUGUACUUAUUUCCAUGGAGACCCAGCUGUCAAAAAUGCCUGAAGUUCCCAGCUACAGGAUGUAAUGUUGCAGAACACAGUAAGUUUUAAACUCCCUAUUUCCUGCCUGCACCUGUUGCACCUAACACCAGUUUCCUUGUCCUCUUGGUGUACAACUACCACAGGGAAUCUUUAAGCCUUUCCCUAAGAUGUUGCAGGCGACACAUUUUCUUCCUGAUAAAGGUAGGAUCUUAGAGAAAAUGGCUCAAAGAAGAGGAAAAACAGCAGGAAGACCAAAUUAAGUUGAGUUACUCACUCCAAAAUAGCAAGGGGGUAAUUUUGAUGUUAGAAAUUAUGUUGCUUAAGCCUGUAAUCUACUUGGACCAAGCACCCUUUUUCUGUACAGCUUAAAACUAACCAUUUAGUCACUAUCCUCCCACUAGUUUUUAAAAUUAAAGGUUUGCUAAAAUUUUACAAUGUUUUUCUGUUGUCCUUGUGAUAAUACAAUAAUACUCCAUGUGAUUGAAGGGACAUAUUGUCCAGAAAUUAAUUGAUUCAUCCCCAGACCAAGCUCCUUAUUUUUAUAACAUUGUGAAGGCUCAGAUAUUUAUGUGUGAAUAAACUGUGGGUUUAUUCUGUUGGUCAGGGCUAACUGACCAAGGUGACACAGGACAGUUCCCAGAGAUCUCCUAACCAGUAUCAGCAGAUGGAUUAGAAAUAGACAAUACCCAAAUAUUUUCCUUUUAUUUAUGUACUCUAUUCCUGAAAGAGAUCUACAAUUUCUCUGUGGGACAUUUGCCAAGAGACUCUGUCCCUGCUGUCAUUUGUGAUGUUCCUUGCUGAUAACACAGAUCAGAGGUGCAGCCAGUGGGCUGGGCUUGGGGAAGUGAGGGGUGCUGCAAAGCCUCUUCAUCAUCAGCUACAUCUGUGUGGUGCUCAUGUUGUUGAGGCUGAAGUAUUUAGUGAUGGGGUCAAUGGCUUUGCCUGUUCUCUGUGCCCAGCUGGCACUGUCUUACAUGUUGGUCACACCUGCCACCAGAGGGCUGCUGCAGUCCCCAGGACAUUCCUGCAAGGCCUAUGGAAGGAUUCAUUAUGCAAGUGCUACAGAAUAAUCCAAAUGCUCCUUUCAAUGUGCAGGAAAGGUGUUAGCUGCAGAGGUACAAGAUGUUCUUUCUAAAUAUAUAUGUAAGCAAACAUCAAGUUAUUAUCCACAUGAAUAUGAAAAAGAUCCUCCUAACUCCACAGUGUGUGCAUGGUGUUGUUUCAAAUGAGGCUCCUAAUAAAAAGUAUUUUAAGAUUG
Messenger RNA from Cyanistes caeruleus (blue tit), 7803 nucleotides. RefSeq names its product inositol polyphosphate-5-phosphatase D (gene INPP5D). Gene Ontology annotation, biological process: negative regulation of bone resorption; negative regulation of signal transduction; phosphatidylinositol dephosphorylation. Lineage: Eukaryota; Metazoa; Chordata; Aves; Passeriformes; Paridae. Gene Ontology annotation, cellular component: cytosol. Gene Ontology annotation, molecular function: phosphatase activity. The record is from RefSeq and is a predicted model, not a curated record.